This is a messenger RNA of Serpula lacrymans var. lacrymans S7.9, 441 nucleotides long. RefSeq lists its product as uncharacterized. The transcript is spliced from 5 exons. Bases 1 to 441 code for a protein of 146 amino acids. Lineage: Eukaryota; Fungi; Basidiomycota; Agaricomycetes; Boletales; Serpulaceae. The record is from RefSeq and is a predicted model, not a curated record.
AUGACUCAAGUACCAGGGUUGCCUUCAAAUAAUUGUAGGGUCUUGUGGUUGCACGCUGUGAAAGUCACUGAGUACCAAAGUUGGAUGGUCAUGGAUCAUUCAGCCUCUGUAUACCACCGCCUUUUUGCCUGGGUUCAGAACCAAUGGGAUUUCAGGGAAGUCUUGGCUGCCAAUGCUAUGGGUGGUAGUACUGACCCUCAGCCAGACCAAGAGCACUGCACACAGCUAUGGUUUCUUGACCAGGUUUUGUUCUUUGAGGUUUGCUGCCUGGAUGCUACUGAAAUGAACCAAAACAGCUUUGAUGCCAAGGUUGUUCAUUUCUGCAGCCUACUCUUACAUGCAUUUAACACUGUCACUAUCAAAAUGACUGGUUUUUCCAGUAAGGGGCCCACUCUAAUAGGUUUGCAUGCUAAUUCUUGCACGGUGAAGAGCAAUCCAUAA